AUUAAUCCGUUAUCUGCAGACCAUGUCGACAGUCGACCUAAAAAAUCUAAAAAUACAAGUGUGUACAUAGAGAAAUGGCCAACAAUCAAACAGAAAUAUUGAUGAUAACACUAUCUGACGUAAGGCACUGAUAAGAAACUCCACAACACACCUGACUCUCGCACGAAAAUGACUGUGAAAUAUAGAAACAUGUUUAUGCUAGUUUUUGUUUUAAUAAUUCUUCAUAAUUAUAAUGUGAACGGUUCUAUACGUGGUAGUGAGUGUAUAAGACGUUAUAACACGGACCCUGCCCAGGAUAGCCUAGGGGAAGACAUUGACUGCUCUAACUCGCCGUAUGUAUUCAAAUCCGGGUACAAAUUGCCAAUGAAAGUGCACUCGUUAGACUUAUCAAUGAAUAACAUCACCAAUGUCGAACCGUGGGAUCUACUACGCUCCAGCAGUAUGCAGGAGUUGUACCUAAACUUGAAUAAGAUUAAACACCUGAACAACGUUUUUGAGUUACCUGAACUAAGAUUACUAGAUUUAAGCGACAAUUUACUAGAAUUUGUACACGAAGACACGUUUAAAGGUAUCAAGAAAUUGGAGUAUUUGAACUUGGCCAAUAAUAACUUCACGACGUUUGAUAAGUUGGCGUUUCAUCAUUUAAGCAACUUGAAGGAGAUAAUUCUUGACUAUAACAACAUUGGACAGAGUUUGAGAGAAGUAAACCUGUUCGAUAGAGACGGUUUUGGCCUUACACAUAAAAUAACUAGCAUAAGUAUUAAAGGGGUCAAUUUGAACGAAGUUCCAGAAAACUUUUUCACCGACGCUUACGAUUUGAAGAAACUAGUCAUUGCAAACAAUAAUUUGAGUGAGAUUUUCGAGUUGCCGUUUACUUUGGAAUAUCUGGAUCUAUCUGAUAAUCCCAUACCAGUAAUCGUUAUGGAAGAUUUCGAAGACCUACCGAGUCUAAAAGAGCUCAAGCUGAACAAUUUACAAAUAAAGGAAGUGCCUGAUUAUGUAUUCUCUCCCUUGCACAGCCUAGUCAAUUUAGAAUUGUGCAGGAACAGAUUUUUGGUUGAAUUUAGCCCUUUGGCCUUCGGUCGAGAAGUUUUAGAAGACGCAGAUGACUUUAUGCUGGAAAAAUUGUCGUUGAAAGGGUCAAGGUUGACUAUGUUGGACGAGACAUUGCUGCAACCAUUCGGGCAACUGAUCAGGCUGGAUCUUCAAGGCAACCCGUGGAGAUGCGACUGCAGGUUGAUGUGGUUGAAGAAACUGCAGAUUCAACCUCAAGAUUAUCAGGAACUACGCUGUGCCACGCCAAUGCGGCUUCAAAACAGCAAGAUAUUCGAACUGGAGGCGAAAAAACUGACAUGUCCCCUUCAAGCACACAUUGUGGGUCUAUCCAUAACAGUCAUAGGUACUUGCGUGGUCUUAGCAACCAUAGCUCUAUGGGUUUACCUGUUUCUACCCAAGUAUCAAUCUAGACAUAGCGCACUACAAAGUAUGUACUCGUCUUCAACCGCGUAUACAGUUUUACCUUUGGCUGCCACGGACCCUUAUGACAGACGAAAUAAUUAAACCCGAUUACUCUAGCCAUAGAGGCAGCCAAUCAGCUCGCGACACCAAACACUUCAGGACCCCGAUACCGACCCCGCUGGCGUUGUCGACGAUUUCCCUCAAUCAGCGCUUAUCGCUAUCGACCCACUAGGGUCGAUUAAUUCUUUCAAGUAUUUUUCCUCUCAGACGACGCCCUGAGCCGAGGUCCGCGCCCAACUGGGCACCCUCAGACCUGUUGUCUUAAACGUUGUACCGGGUGAGAGCCUUCAGCGCUCCCCAUUUGUCCGGCCAAGUAGUUAAUACCAUCUGCGGCAAGUCUACAAUAAGUCACGUCAAAUAAAAUUAAUUAAUGUUAAUAUUUUUGUAUGGGCGAAAUCUGCCUUAUUUUUUUGUUGUGUAGAUUAUCUGUUGUUGUAGAUAAUCUAGAUUAAGUUGUUUAUUGCUUGUUACUAACCACUAUGGAACAUGUCCGAAAUAAACUCUUUUUAUUUUUA
This is a messenger RNA of Pectinophora gossypiella (pink bollworm), 2033 nucleotides long. RefSeq names its product slit homolog 1 protein-like. Bases 169 to 1560 code for a protein of 463 amino acids. The record is from RefSeq and is a predicted model, not a curated record. Gene Ontology annotation, molecular function: protein binding. Lineage: Eukaryota; Metazoa; Arthropoda; Insecta; Lepidoptera; Gelechiidae. The transcript is spliced from 2 exons.